Molecule: messenger RNA, 1236 nt
Organism: Letharia lupina
Lineage: Eukaryota; Fungi; Ascomycota; Lecanoromycetes; Lecanorales; Parmeliaceae
Exons: 5
Coding region: 1-1236 (411 amino acids)
Biological process (GO): transmembrane transport
Molecular function (GO): transmembrane transporter activity
Source: RefSeq, a predicted model, not a curated record
AUGCCGUCAAUCGGUGAAGAGAAAGGCUCCACCAAGUCCAUUCGCUCAAGUUCUCCAUCAAGCCAUUCGACAGAGCGGCCUGUCUCCGUGCAUGACCAUGAAGAUCAAGAGAAGGUCGUGGCAUUAGGGUCCUUGCCAUUGUCUCCGAGACCCAGCUUUUCCAACAAGGCUGCCUCGAUAGCCACUAAUGGCACGAACAACCCAGAUUAUGAGGUAGAUUGGGAUGACGAAAUUGAUCCCAAGAAUCCAAGGAACUGGUAUCUUGGCUGGAGAUGGACCAAUUGGAUUGUUAUGAUCAUUUCUGGAGUUGCCUUCAUCUUCAUGUGUAUGCUGAAGGAGACUUACGCGCCGGCCCUACUACAGAAGAAGGCUAAGCUUCGCCGAAAGGAGCAGGAUGAUGACCGGUACUGGUCUCGCUAUGAUAACAAGAUCAAGUUUUGGCCGCUCUUGAAAGUCAACCUCAGCCGGCCAUUUAUUAUGGUGUUUACAGAGCCUAUCCGCAGCAUAUUUUGGGAUGUAUACAUAGCGAUCAUCUACGGCAUUCUAUACCUCUGCUUCGUCGCCUAUCCUAUCGUUUUCACUGGUGUCCGGGGAUGGUCCGCUGGUAUAUCCGGGCUUGCGUUUACCGGCCUGGCUGUAGGGUGUUUUCUAGUCAUUGGUACAGAGCCACUGCUUCGAAGAAUGAUCAACUCUCACAAGAAAGACCCUGAGACUGGCAAAGUACCGCCUGAAGCCAUGGUCAGUGUCGUCUGUAUCGCUGCUGUUUUGGUUCCUGUCGGAGAAUUGUGGUUUGCUUGGACCUGCGUGCCUCCGGUACAUUGGAUCUGGCCUAUCUUGGCAGGUAUACCUUUCGGCGCAGGAAAUACCGCAGUCUUCAUAUACGCAUCGAAUUACCUUGCUCAUAGUUAUGGCAGUAAGCUACACCAAUCGCAUUUGAAUAACUCAACGCUGAUGGGAUCUUUGCAGUCUACGCCGCCUCAGCGAUGGCUGGGAACUCGGUCAUUCGAUCUCUCCUGGGUGGCACGUUACCGCUCGCGGGACCAGCACGUAGCCAUUAUACCCAUCCCUGUAUAUUUCUACAGAUACGGACAUAAGAUUAGGAUGAAGAGUGCUCUCAUUCAGAGUAUGCAGCAGGACAAAGAAAAGUUGGAGAGCAAGCGAAGGAGUGGCGUCCGCGCUGCCAAAUUAGAGAAAGUGGAGGAUGAUAUCGCGAAGGUUUAUUCGAAAACCGUAUAA